AUGUCGCGAGCUAUUUCCAAAACAAGCUUACAGUCAGAUUCGAUAAAUAGAUCGACCAUCCUGAGAGAAAUUCCAAGGGAGCCUUCUUUGGCCGAUACUCCACAGAACGCUGUACAUAGGGUAUCAUGGGGUAAGCCUCUAGAAUUCAUACUUGCUUGUAUGGGCUACGCCAUCGGUCUGGGGAACGUGUGGCGGUUCCCAUACCUCAUUUUUAAGAACGGAGGUGGUGCUUUCCUAAUACCGUUCUUGAUCAUGUUGGUCUUUAUCGGUCUUCCUCUUUUCUUCCUCGAGUUAUACAUUGGACAGUACACUGGUUUAGGACCAAUAAAAGCGUUUGCUGCUAUAGGACCUUUCUUCAGUGGCUUGGGAAUCUGUACUUUAAUGGUCAUGACUUUAAUUUGUGUAUACUACAUGAUCAUUGUAGCUUGGACUCUUUUUUAUGUUUUAGUAUCUGUAGCUGGAAAUCUUAAUUGGGGGUCGUGUAAUAACUACUUCAACAGUGAUAAUUGCUACAGUGGGCAAUACGACACUUUUUGUCGAUUACACAAUAAUAAUACUGUACAUGAUCUUACUUAUUUUCAUAGGCAAUGCAUCAGUAUAAAAUCAAUUUGUAUUGAGAAAGAAUUGAUAGAAUUCAAUGCUACGCAUUGUGUAAAUGGAUCGAUACCUCAACUUUGGUACACUGGACUUAACCGAAUUUUGGCAUCUGAGGAAUAUUAUAAUGAAUACGUGCUCGGUAAAGGUAAUGCUACUUGGGAUGACUUCGGACCCGUUCAAUGGCCAUUAGUUGGCACCCUUUUCUUUUCAUGGUUUAUUGCCUUCCUCUGUUUUAUUCAGGGGGUCAAAUUAAUGGGCAAGGUAGUGUAUUUCACAGCACUGUUCCCAUACGUAAUGUUGACUGCUUUGUUUAUCAGAGGAGUCACUUUGCAAGGAGCUGUAGAUGGCAUUAAGUUCUAUUUAAUGCCAGAUUGGAAAGCGCUUACACAACCUGCAGUAUGGGGUGACGCUGCCUCGCAGAUUUUUUAUUCCUUUGGAGUAGCUUGCGGCUCUCUGGUCACACUAGCUUCGUACAAUAACUUCUACAACAAUAGUUACAACGACGCAGUAUUUGUUAGUCUGGCAAACUUUUUAACUUCUUUCUACGCUGGCUUUGCUAUAUUCUCCGUUCUCGGAUUCCAGGCGUAUAAAAUGGGCGUCAGCAUUGAUGACAUUGCUGAUAGCGGCCCAGGCUUGGCGUUCGUGGCGUAUCCAGAAGCGUUACUUCAAAUGCCCUUACCUAUAUUUUGGUCGAUCCUGUUUUUCUCAAUGUUGUUCGUCUUGGGCAUUGGCAGCCAGCUUGCUGGUAUAGCAGCAAUUAAAUCGGCAAUUUUGGAUUACUGGCCUAUGAAAGGAGAGUGGAAGCUUUCAGCAUUCAUUUGUUUUGUUUUAUUCGUCCUGGGAAUCCCGAUGUGCCGGAGUGGAGGAAUAUACUUACUAACCGUAGUGGACUGGAAUACGGCCUCCUGGGGUGUUCUUAUUAUUGGCGUAUUAGAAUGCGUAUCAGUAUCCUGGAGUUAUGGUAUCAACAAAGCCAUGCGAGAUCUGACAAGUAUGAAUAUCAAGUUCGGACCAUACAUGACAUUAUUUUGGAAAGUUGUUUGGUGUUUCAUACUUCCUUUUGGUAGUAUGGGUAUCCUCGCGUUUGUUUUUAUCCACUGGUCGAGUGCGUAUUAUGAAGAUUACGUAUUUCCAUGGACCGCUAAUCUUUUUGGUUGGGUGAUUGGGAUUUCCACCUUAAUUCCGUUCCCUAUUUGUUUGAUAUAUAUCAGCAUGCAAGGAUACCGAGGCAAAGCGUUAUUCACACCCACCAAUGCGUGGAAGCGAUCUGUUGCAUCCACUGUCCAGGUCCCUCGGCUCACCAAAAUAAGGUCAAAGAAUGUAGCCUAUGACAUUUUUUAUGGUAGCUUUCGCUACAUCAUGUGACAAUUACUUAAUUUGUUAUUUGUGAAGUCAAGUGACGGCAAUGAUCGUGCAUUUUCUGUUAUUUGGUUGUUUUUUGGUGGCAUUUACUGUAUUAAAUCUUUGAGAAGCGAUAUAAAUCUUUGGAAAAUAACGUUAAUUUGUAACUUUUGAUAAACGU
Molecule: messenger RNA, 2119 nt
Organism: Hyposmocoma kahamanoa
Lineage: Eukaryota; Metazoa; Arthropoda; Insecta; Lepidoptera; Cosmopterigidae
Product: sodium- and chloride-dependent glycine transporter 1-like
Exons: 12
Coding region: 1-1962 (653 amino acids)
Biological process (GO): sodium ion transmembrane transport
Cellular component (GO): membrane
Molecular function (GO): glycine transmembrane transporter activity
Source: RefSeq, a predicted model, not a curated record